This is a messenger RNA of Lingula anatina, 4419 nucleotides long. Its product is annotated as dixin. Gene Ontology annotation, molecular function: protein binding. The record is from RefSeq and is a predicted model, not a curated record. Gene Ontology annotation, biological process: canonical Wnt signaling pathway. Gene Ontology annotation, cellular component: cytosol. Lineage: Eukaryota; Metazoa; Brachiopoda; Lingulata; Lingulida; Lingulidae.
UAUGAGUCGAGAUUAACGGACUUCCGCCAUUUUGAAAACCACUUGAUGCCGUGAGAGCUUAGUGUUUUGACAGUCACAAUCCAGAUGAAAUAUGGCACCAGAAGAAGAAAAACAGAGAUUGGUUUAGCUGAUGUAAAAUACUUGACAUACAAAAUCAAACUUAAUCCAGCUAAGGCACAUUCAGGAAUUUAUGUGCUAUUUUUUUGACACUGGCAGUUGUAUAGAAGCUUUAUUGCAUAUUGAUAGCAUAAUAUGCUUUAUUAUGCCCAGUGCCUGGACAUAAAGCAACCACAGUCAAGUUAACGUUUGCUCGAUCAAGAAGCCCUGAAGUAUUACAAAUAUAAAACUGUGCUUCAGCAUCCAUAUAGAUAUCAGUAAAUCUGUUUUGUGUUAUAUAAAAGGGAUUCUCAACUGUGACAUUGCCUGUGCAGUAAUUAUCCAGAAUACAGUAUGUGACACAUGGAAGAACAGCAAUACCAACCUGUUACCAGUGUAGUGCUGUAGUUAAAGCAUGCUGCAGUGUGUUGUUACUGUUACUGUUGUUGUCGACAGCGUCAGGAAUGUCCUCGAGCAGAAAAGGAUCAGUUGAUUCGCCAGACAGUAAUUCCUGGAUGGAGUGGACGCAACAAUUACAAGCAUACAUUGCUUGGGUGAACUCCCAGCUGAAGAAAAAGCCUAACACACGCAUUGUGGAGGAUUUGAGGCGGGACAUGGUAGAUGGCGUUGCACUGGUUCAACUGGUGGAAAUUGUUGCGGGCGAGAAGUUAGCUGGGGUGAAUUAUGAGCCUGCAAACCCACAUGACAUGAAAGAGAACAUAGAGAGAGUCCUGCAGUUCAUGGCAGCCAGGAGGAUACGGAUGCAUCAUACCACAGCCAAAGAUAUUGUAGAAGGUAACUUGAAGUCCAUAAUGCGCCUGAUCCUGGCCCUAGCCGCCCACUUCAAACCAGACAGUGUAAAACACUCUGCACACCAGUACAGGUCUCCAAGGACUAAUGUUGCUGGCAUUGCACAGGCAGCGGCUGCGGCACUAGCUGAUGCUAGGAGAGACGUGGCCAGUAUGGGACAAAGGGUCCGCAGACCAAAGGAAUUAUCCUCAAGAGGUGACCUCUCCCCAAGAUAUUACAGUAGCUCGGACCAGCAGAGUGACUCGGACCAUAGCUAUAGUAGCAGUGGGCGCAUACGCAACAUACGCGCCCACAACAUAGAAGGUGCUAGCCCUAUGUCGAGUCCCGUUGUCAGUGCGUCGCACAGUCCUCAGCCCAGUGGUGCCCUCUUGGGGAAUUCCAAAACUGGUCACGGAGCGCUCAGGAAAAGUUUGUCUGCUGACUUUGAUAUGGUGGCAGGCAAGGGGGACAGAGACCAAGGUGCCAAAGCUCAGAAAGUAAUAGAGCACAUGCAGCGACAGACGGACCAGGCAUGGAAUGAGGUGUUAUCUGAACAGGAGGACAUUUCCGCUGAUGUCAUUGAGGCCAAGAAAAUGAUUGUCAAGCUGCAGGAACUGGAAGAUACAAAAUUCAUGGACGAGGUUGCAGAGACAAGAAAAAUUCUUUUACAGCUGCAGAAUGUGCUUUUAAGUGGACAACCUGGAGAUGAGGAAGAAGAUUUGAAUGAACCUCCACUAGAGGGAGCUAGUGAAAGGGAGCAACUGGUUGUGUUAAGAAGCCGCCUUCAGCAAAGUACAGAGUUGUGUAAUGACCUGAGAGAAGAGUUGUCCAAGUCCAAAAAUGAAUGUAUGCAGCUCCAAGGGACAAAGGCUGGUCUACAGCAGCGAAUGCAGGAACAGGAGACCACAUUGCUGCAGCUGAAGGCAGAACUUCUAAGGCAGGGAUUCACUCAUCAGACUCUAGAAAAUGAGAAGGUUGACUACCAGAAAAAGCUCUCAGAAAAGGAGAAGCAAAUCACAGAUUUGAAGAGAGAGCUUAUGCAGAGAGACAACUUAAUUAGGCAGUUAGAGGCUGACCUUCACCUCCAGCUGCAGGAGAAGGACAAUGCCACCAGAGGCUUGAGAAAUCAGAUACAGGAACUCAAUGACAAACUAAUGGUGGUCGGGGAGACUGAGUUAUCCUUAUCUGCGAGGGUUUCCAAUCAGGAUAGAAAAAUGGCCAAACUUGAAGGUAAAAUCAUGGGGUCAUCACAUGACAGUUCAAGUUCAAGGCCAUCUUCAGCAGGAUCAAGGUCGUCAUAUAAUCAAAAUGGUGCCCCAGAUGAACUCCAGGUGGUACGAGACUCGUUGAAGAGCAUCCGUAGCAGUUUCCGUGGCAGCGACCCACAGCAUCACACCAUUGACACGCUGGAGACAGGGAUAGCCACACUCAUGGAAAAACUUAAACUUGCAGAGCAGUCAAAUCAGCAGCUUCAUCACAUGAAGCCAAGAAGACAUUCAGCACAUGUGGUCGGAGAUUCCCAGAAAAAAAUUAACUACGACUCAACGGGCGACAAGAGGCGUUCCCCCAUCACAGCCCUCCCUGGUUUUCCUGUACAGAGAUUGGACAGCCCCAAUAUGAAUGGAGACGUAUUCACCAAAGUUUUGUAUUUCACUGAAAGGACAGUGACACCUUUUAUGAAGACAAUAGGCAAAAGACUUGGAGAGAUUACACUCAGGGAUUUCAGGGCAUUAUUUGACAGGCCAGGGAACUACAGGUUUCACUUCAAGGCUCUGGACCCAGAGUUUGGCACCGUGAAAGAAGAGGUGACACAUGAUGAUGACAUCAUUCCUGGCUGGGAGGGAAAAAUAGUGGCCUGGAUAGAAGAGGAUCAUGGGUAGUGGUGCUCUGCAGGGGGUACUGCCUGAUUGGACAGUGGCACUAAUAGGAGAGGAGAAUGGGUAGUGGUGCUCUGCUGGGGGUACCAUUUCCUUGGAGAGUUCCAGAAUCUCUAAGCCAGGGCAAAUAUGUUGCAUGCUGCAAAACAUUGUGUAUAUGUAUGCUUUACUUUUUCUUGGGCAGGAGAGAAAAAAAGAAAGUAGUGAAGGGAGAUUGUUUCAUGAUGGAUAUUUAGAAAUACCAAUUGCAAGUACAAAGGAGGUAAAGAGGAAACCGAGUAUUAUGAGAUCAAAAGAGUUCAGAUCAAAAGUCAGGUGGUUGAGGUUUAAUAAUGAGACCAAGUGUCUAAGCCAGUCAAGAUGCAUUUCACAGAGAAUUUUUAGGUCAAAUUAACUUACUUUAUCAGCCUUUAAAUCAAGCUGUAACACCAAAAAUUAACUUGUUUCAAUAUGCCACCAACAUUUAAUAGGGUCAAAGGUUUCGAAAGACUAAGACUGCUUUUGCUCAGUGGACUACAGGUAGCCAGGGGGAGCUGUCUCAUAGCGGGGUGCAGACACACCUUAAACCAGGGGUAUGUUGUCUCAGGCCAGUGGUUUCAUAAUAUUUUCCCACCUGGCUCUUGCAAAGGCUUGACUACUAGUAAUGACUUCCACAAAUGUGAUCACUGAAGCUUCCAUUUCUAGCAUGCUGUGCAUAUUGAUGUGUUUUGAUUAUUCACGCUCAUUUUUUUUUUUCAUGGUUAUGGUAAUUGAAAACCUAUCACAUGGUGACCUGAUACAAUAAUUUAGACAGGUGUCGUGUUUGCUUUCAGUGGAAAGUUGCUGUAAUGCAGCUGUAAGUCCCAUUAAUAUUCCAUGACAAGUGGACAGAGACCACCAAAAGUAAUGGUAAAUGUGAUCUUGUUGUAACUUAGCAAACUCACCAAAAGGGGCCAAAGUGGUGGUGAUUUUCGUAAAUAGAAAAUUAUGAUCUAAGGUCAACAAAACCAAAUGGCUUUUUGUUGAAAUGACCACUUCUCUGGGACUGUUAUUUGUAGCUAUAGUUACUGAAGAAAAACAUAAAGGCACACAGUGAGAAUUAAACCUUGAUAUUGCAUGAAACUUAAUUUUCUGGAAAUUUCACAUUAUAAUUCACCUAUGAUCCCAAAACCUGUUUUGGUUACUCGCGCUAUAUGGAUGGGGACUGGUGAAUUUCACUUAUGGUGGAAAAAUAUCAUAUGUAAAAACUUUGUUAUGGCUUUAUAAAUCGUAAUUUUCUUGAAUAAUUAAGAUAGGUACCUCAGUGAUUUGAGGUGAAAUUUACCAGAUUUGUUCUUUGCUAUAGAAAGAAUUAAGUGCAAUGUAUGCCUUUAAACAUGUUAAUAUGAGACUACCAUUACUGAUAGCUUUAUUGAACCAAUACGAAACUAUGGGUAAGUUGCUUGACUUGAUUCAGUAUUAAAUGUACUUGGGUGUAAUAUUUAGUCAAUAUUAAAUUAUGUAAUGGAUAAGUUAUUGAGAUUUUGAUACGAACAUAUCUUAAUGGCCUUGUGAGUCAUGUUAUAUUAAGGGAUCAGACUUAAAUUUAAUGAGAAAUAAUACCUGAAAUUGUUUGUUUACCUCAAAGAUUGAUUUUAUAAUUUCUUCAUUUAUUUAUUGAAUUUUUAUUGAUGUAUAA